Messenger RNA from Morone saxatilis (striped sea-bass), 9819 nucleotides. RefSeq names its product palladin, cytoskeletal associated protein (gene palld). The record is from RefSeq and is a predicted model, not a curated record. Lineage: Eukaryota; Metazoa; Chordata; Actinopteri; Moronidae. The transcript has 13 exons. The coding region runs from base 6276 to 8300 and encodes 674 amino acids.
GUAGCCUCAUUAAUCAAGCUGUCAUGGAAGCACACGCAGACAGUUGCAGACUGUAGAAAUGUAGACACAGGCUAUUUCUGAUUCCUUUUAUAUAAAUAACUUUACAUUAUUUCACUGUAUGAUAAAUCCAAUGUAGCAGUUAUGUGCAGAAUUUAGUUUUUUGUUAUUUUAAAAUAUAGUUAAUAAGAUUGACUAAACUGCUAAAAACAAUCAGCUCCCAACUGUGAAGCAAUUAGAACGCAUAAGCCAUCCUUCUCCUGCCCUCUUCCCUUUAAAUUCUGCAUUUACACAGUAAAAACAGCAGCCCUGCCAUUAACCAAAGGUCACAUUUCUGCCAGACUGCAAUCCUUAGGUAACAUGUAGGAACAGACACUGACCACUCUCAACCUAAAACCCCUGAGCUUUAUUCGUAUCCUUUUUUUUUGGUGUGGCACAUCCCGUACAGACUCAUAUAUUGUUUCUUGUCUAGGAGCCACAUGCUGCUAUGAAACAUCAACAUCGAAGAGCAAAGCCUGCAGCCUUUUAAAAUGCUCCCAGUUUGUUACUUUUAUUGCUUUUCUUACAAUUUACAGGAGAAUAAAAUGCUAUAAAUUCAAUAGACAGAGUGGAAACGAUGACCUUUAUGUUGUCUAUUUUUAGAAUAAGGCAAUAUCAUGAAAUUGCUUUUACUGCAUUUACAUAAAGGCAGCGGGGUUCAAUAUGGAUUGAGUUUCAUUAUCUGACUGAGCAGCUUACCUAGCUUAAGGCAUGAAUGUCUAGACUUUAAUACUUUAAUACUACUACUACACCAAAAUUAUUUCUAAAGUCUGGAUUUCUGUACAUUUAAGCUUUUACUCCCAAGUAAAUAUUACUCAUAUGCGGAUAUCCACAAAAGUUAUUCUGGGUUUCACAGCACCCAUUAUAAUAUAUAAAUGGACAGCUGAACUAGAUAACAUUACAAUCUUGGCCUCAGUGUUUAUAGGUAGUGGAGAGACAUGUUCAUGUUCACAAAUCUAGAAUAAAUUGUUCUAAAUCAUAGAAAAACACACUGGAAGCCUGUGUAAGGGAGGAUUUUUGCUUCAAUAACACUGAGCUGAUGAGAUGGAGGAAGUCGUUGUGUGACUUGGCAGGCAGGAGGGACUGCAGGAGACAUGACCUGUGAAAACAGACCUGCUGUUUUUCUGUGCUGAAGGAAGAGAAAUCAGGGUCGGUAGGUAUUUGGGUUUGAUGCCCGGCGUUGAUGUCAGACGUCAGGAUAAGAAUCAAAGGAAAUUCUCAGGGGAGAGGUUCAGAUUGGCCAGUUGGAUCUGAACCAAGCACCAGGUUUGGAGAGAAAGCAAAGUUUUACCACAUGGUAGAGAAUAGAUAGAUUGCAAAUUGGCAGCAUUGUCUCAUUGUAUUAUGCUCCUAUGGAAUUCAGCUUUUCUUAGCUGCGUUUUGUAAUGUGAAUUCUAUACAUAGAAACAAAUAAUAUUUGGUUACUUGCUUUAGUUGGUAAAUUUGAUGGAUGUCUUAUCUUUAAGUGACACCAUGUACAGCUGGUGCUUUUGUGGCCUUCUCAUAAACUGAUUGGAGGAUUAAGCAUACACAGCAAAAAUAGCAAAAAAGCAAAAAUAUUCUGCUAAAAUUACCUAUUGCUUUAAGCAUGUCUGGUUAUGUAAGGCAACUAAAGGUUAAUCUUAGGAUUGAAGCCUAUUUUAUUGUGUGAGAUAAACUGGGCUUCCUGCAGAAGGGUCUUAAUAAAGACCUGAAAGGAUUUGGGAACAUGAAACACACAAUGAGAAAAUACUACGAGACAAGCCAUAAUUCAGCUGUAUGAGACUCUCUUAUGCAUCUCAGCAUAAGGUCUUUGCUGCAUGUUGGACAGAGUUAUGGUCUCUACUGAUUCAACAACACUACUCCUCUCUGUUCAGAGCCCUCCAGGGUUCAACCGUGCACACGUGACCAUCUGUAAAGCCACAUCAUGAUAGACUGAUAACACCUGGAGCUUGUAAAUCUGUGUUUGUGUGUGAGCGCUCAUACACAUGUAUGCACAUUUUUGUGAGUGUGUGUUGAUGGAUUAGGUGUCGUGCUGCUGGUCUCCAGUGUCAGGUUUAGGAUAUAUUGAUAAAGGUACAUGUUUGCCCAGUGUGACAUUUCCCAAGAACAGUUAGCUGUAAUGACAUAUCCUUGCCAGUACAAGGAAAACGUGCAUGUGGUGUGUUUUCACUAUUUUGUUAUACAGAUUUUUGUGUAGCAGCUUUGCUGUUUAAAUAAUAGUGUCCAAUGUGUUGCUAAGUCAGAUAUGUACCUCCAGGUUGUAGGAAAAGUCUACAUAUGAUGCACUGAGACAUUUAGGAAAGAUAGUUAGCAACCAUUUCAAGAAAUCACUUCAGUGAGACUGAGGAUGGAGAUUACAAGACAAAGGAGGAGACAGUAAAGAGUGUCAAGCCAGUGCAACACAUCGAAGGUGUGACCACCAUGAUAUUGACCGUGAUAAUAGGGGCAAAGCAUUAUAUUAUAGGUUGCGAUAAUGUCUGGGUGGGCGUCACACACCACGCACAAGUAGCAGAGGCAACAAUUAUCCUCAAACCAUUACACAGCUUAAUCUCUCUUUCAUAAGACCAGGAAUCAACUUUGACAGUUGUAAUUGUUCUCUUGCACGGAUUUCAUUCCACAAAGUGCUUUUUAUGUAUCAGUUGAACUCUCACUAGCAACGUGUCUGUGGAUUGUUUUUAAUGCAGCUCUACAGUAUGUCAGUAUGCUAAAAUUACCGAUGAUAAAAAACAGGCACACAUCGGCACUCAACAGGACCUCAAUUUAGCCUUUUCUUUCUAUACUUAUUUCAUGUUUUUCCAAAGGGUCUAGAGUGAAACAAGUUUUUUGCUGUUUAUUUGUUAAGAGAUGGUAAUAAUUACUGAUGGACUGAGUCAUCUAUAUAGGUUGGUAGCAGAAGGACCUAUUUAGAGCCAGUGUUUGGUUUGUCCGUUCUGAGCUACUGUAGAGACAUGUCGGACUCCUCAGAAAAGGACCCGUUCCCUCUGUAGGUAAAAAACGCUCAUUCUAAGGUAACAAUUCUUAUUUCUAGGUUAUUAUUAUACAGUAAUGAAAACAUACCUAUGAAUAUUAUAUUUCAUUUCUGCCAAUAGAUCCUUCUAAAUGUUACACACUGAACCUUUUAAUAAGAAGAUUCUUUUGAUAAAUAAUAUAAAAUAAUCUAGUUAGAUAUGUAUACACUUAUGUAUUAAUAAGUUCAUUAUUAAUACAUAACAUUAUAUUCAUUAGUUUUGACAACAGAAUCGGCAAAACAAUACAAUUAUGAGAACAUCAUUACAAUUCCACCAAAAGUCGUAAUAUAGACUUACUGCCCAGCCCUAACUCAAACAAACACACAGGAGCUUAGAAUAAUGUUGUCUAAGUGACACCAUGUGUAUCACUUACCAGCUUUAAUGUUUCCACGCUCUGCAUAGUGACACACUGCAGUGAUAAAGAUGAGGAAUGGCCUAAUCCACUUUAAUGUGGCCUGUAUUGCAUACAGCUUGACCUUAUAUACCUUAUCCCUGUCUGGUGACAUAAUUGCCAUUCCAGUGAGAUUAAAUGAUUUCUGCAGUAGCUCCAAACCUCUUUAACCCCGGCGAGGUUGUUGUCAGGGGAACAGCAUGCAAACUGAAGGCAACAAACCACUCUUUGCCAACAGCCCUCAUCAGUCUCCCACUGUCACACACACAACUUGUGUAUAUAGUGUGAGGCCGCAGCAGGUGAUUGGCUGCUGCUGUCUGUCCCUUUCUGUAUUUUUUUCAAAUAUUGGACUACCAGUAGGAUUUUUCAGACUUGUUGUAUCACAUUUAGAGCAGGAUCUUUAUUCUUUCUUUGUUGCAUUGCUGAGCAAGGAGCUCCAGCUGCCAGGCUUUGUCGCAUAUCUGCGCUGUGACUCAGAGCUUCCUCUCAGCAGUGUGUUUGUGUUUACGAGGUGCAAGUCAUGAACUCUCUAAUGAAGUAUUAACAAUCACUUUCUUGUCGAGGUGUUGCUUGCGGUUUUAUGGAACUCGGGAAACAUGCAUGUUAAAGAACCACAUAUGGUGCUGGCUACACACUGAAAACUUUGCUUGUGGUUCAUCAUCAUCAAACGUCUAAUUAAAAAUGGAAGUAAGAAAACACUGACUGUGGAUCAGUUCCCUAAUGGAUACCCUUCGCUUCAGUGAAUGAAGGCCAAAGAGGUUUUUGAUUACGAACAAAUGGAGAAAAAAAAGGCAGAAACAGAAAGUGAGUUGUCAUCAGGGAGGGAAAGAGCUUGUGCAACAGAAAGAAAAAGCAAAAUGAAGUCACAGGACGCACAAGAGAGCAGGAAAAGCAGAUAAUUUCACAUCAACCUCCAGAGUCCAGAGAUGGGCAGUCCUUAAAAGGACAUGGGAGACACAGGAUUGGCUGAGACGCCAGACCAACUAACCACUGGAUUGGUUGGUCGGACUAGAAUGACCUGCAUGGAAUGGAGAAACUUUCCAAAUAAGGAAGAGAGUUGUCAGAGCUGACCUUCAUAACACAGACAGGGGGCAGGAGGAAAAAGGGGUGAGCAGAGGGAAAAGGGAGUGAUGAAAAGACGCACAGAGAGAUGAGGGGAGCGAGAGACCAUGGUGUAUGCUUGGGAGUUGACAGCAUGGAAACUAACAGGCCCCAGUGAUCCCCUCAUAGAAAGCAGACUGUGUUUCCCAGGAAAGAACACCCUGGUAUGUUAAACACUGAGAAACACAGAGAUAAAUACACAUUGCCGUACAUACACACACACACACUCAGAGAAUCACAUUGUUUCCGGAUGAGGUCAAUCAACCCCUGAUUAGAUCCUGACCCCGGGCUGUUGGUGUGAGCGGUGUGUGUGGCUGCAUGUGUGGUAUAAGCUUGAUCUUCCUUAAGACACACUCCCAGACCAACACACCACUUCCAGUUGUGGAUGUUAAUUAGAGGGUGUAACAAUGUAUACACACUCUAAUCUUAUGACACGGCUGUCACCAAGAACCGACUCUGAAAAGACUCACUCUGACUCGCUUCCAAGUGUCAGUGAGUCAAAACAGAGGGAAUGACUCGCACCUCUGAAGAGAGGAAGACCCUCUCCUAAUGGCUGUGUGACCUUUCCCCAGUAUACAGACACAAUUACAUACACACUUACAACUUCACACAACACUACACUGGACCGGGUCCCUGGCCUCCCGCCUUCCAUCAACACGCCGUGACUCAUCAGCAGCCUGGAAAACGCACACCGACUCUAAAAAUAGAGGCAUUACACACAAAAAUAGAAAAGAUAAAUUCCCAAAAAACUUUUGUUUCAUCCCACAAAAAUGAAGGAAAAAAUUCUCCUAUUGAGAAACUGAAUACUUCAGUGAAUGAAACCAGAUCUAUGUGGUUGUGACGGAAGUGUUUGCACACACAGUGGCACUGGGACUUUGCCUCCUAUACUCAAAUUGUUCCAAAGGUCCAAUACAGUACACGUUACAUAAAACAUGGCACGUAGAUAAUAGAUAAUAGAUAGAUAAUGUUUCUGUGUGGCCAUAAAGAGAAUUUUAUGUCCAGAAAGGGCAUUGUUUUCAAAUGUUAGCUUACAAUGGACACAUUUCAUUUCUGUCACCUGAAACUGACACAUUUGUUCAGAUGAUUAAUUUCUUAAAUCUAUCUUCUAUUCUCUCUCCUCAAACGUCCUGUCUCUGUAGUGUUUCAGGAAACAAUCAGACAUAAAAGGACAAGUAAAAGCAAUAAGAUAUAGGUGCCAUCUUUCAUUCUGCUUUUCUCAUGGACGUUUUUCUUUAUUUUUGCUUCCUGACUCCACAAAGGGAAGCUCCUCAGUAGCAGCACUGCGGUACAGUAUAUGGCUGAGCUUUUAUUCUGGAAGGGGUUGGUUUCAAGGCAGGCUAGGAGCUUUUAUUGUGAGGGAGGAGGAGCUCACAGACAGACUGACUCAUGCAGACAGAGAGAGAGAGAGAGCGACUGCGUCUGUCACCGUCUGGCUGCUUGGCUCUCUAUAUAUGCUCCUCAUACCUGGCAGGGCAGCACUGCAACCUAGUUUACUCUCCUGCAGGGAAAUAUCAGAGCUGCUACACAACACAAGACCACAACACUGAAGGAACGCGUCCCAGCUGAAGCAGCUGCAGGACCAGAUUCUAUUGGAACAGCAGGAAGCCGCCAACUGGCAGCAGCAGCAGGAGCAGCACCAGAACCAAGAAGUCCCGCCUCCACCUCAGCAGCCACCUCAGGAAGUGCCUCCACCUGCUCCGCCAUCUCCACCUCUCCCCCCUCCUCCCUCCUUCCAGGAGUUGGAGAACAACACAGCCAUGCAGGCCAGCACCUUCAACUACGCCCGGCCCAAGCAGUUCAUUGCUGCUCAGAGCCCUGGUGGGGCAGGCUAUGUCACCCAGUCCUCUGGCUCCUCGGGGUCGAGCCUGUCCUCCCCCUUGUCUCCUCCCACCUCACACAAGCCCUUCGGCAGGGUCACCGUGCCCCCCUUCACCAAGGCCGGCAGUGUGGAGUCUCCGACCUCUCCUUCAUUCCCGCCUCCGCCUCCACCUUUCCUCAGCUCCAGUAACCUGUCCUCUCCAUCAGGACCCGCCCAAGACUUCCCUCCCCCUCCGCCUCCUCCCCCUCUGCCUGUCUCCUUGUCUCCAGCCUACUCAGAUAUGUCCUCACCGUUCUCCUCCGUCCCUCCAUCUCCAGCCUCCAGCUUCCUGUCCUCAGUGCUGCCCUCCACACCAUCUUCACCUGCCAGUCCUACAGUCAAUGCCCUGGGCCUUCCUAAAGGCAACGGGACUGUCAAAGCGUUUCCCAGGAAGUCCUCGGUGACCAGGACUCCUCGUGCCACCUCUGACUCGGACAUCCAAGGAUCCAAGGAUGCCGUCAUCCAGGACUUGGAGAGAAAAUUGCGCUUUAAAGAGGAGCGCAUAAGCAAUGGUCAACAGAGGUUAACCUAUGAGGAGAAGAUGGCUCGCAGGCUGCUGGGUGCUGACAACGCUGCCACAGUCUUAAACACACAGGACACAGAGGAGGAGCCAGUCACACAGGAAGAUAGUUCAUCUGAUAGAGAAUCUUUCCCUCAAAAGGAAUAUAAAGUGUCCAGCUUCGAGCAGCGCCUGAUCAGUGAGAUUGAAUUCCGUCUGGAGCGUUCUCCGGUGGAGGAAUCAGACGACGACGUCCAGCACGAUGAAGACUCCACCGGCAAGGGGGUGGCACCAACCUUCGACCAGAAGCUCAAACACUACAAAGUCUUCGAGGGCAUGCCGGUCACCUUCUCCUGCAAGGUCCAUGGAGACCCCAAACCAAAGGUCUACUGGUUCAAAGAUGGGAAGCAAAUCUCCAAGAGAAGUGAGCACUACAGGAUCAGCCGGGACGCUGAUGGGACCUGCUCUCUGCACACUGCUGCAGCCUCACUGGAUGAUGAUGGCAACUACACAAUCAUGGCAGGCAACCCUGAGGGCAGGGUGAGCUGCACCGGCAGGAUGAUGGUCCAGGCAGUGAACCAGCGAGGCCGGAGCCAACGCUCCACACCCGGACACAUGCGCAGGCCCAGGUCCAGGUCUAGAGACAGCGGUGAUGAGAACGAUAACAUCCAAGAGCGCCACUUCCGCCCCCACUUCCUGCAGGCGCCCGGUGACCUCAUCGUUCAGGAGGGCCGACUGUGCCGGAUGGACUGCAAGGUGAGCGGCCUGCCCACUCCUGACCUCAUCUGGCAGCUGAACGGACAGACCAUCCGCCCUGACUCCUCCCAUAAGAUGCUGGUGAGGGAAAACGGCGUGCAUUCAUUGGUCAUCGAGCCCGUGACCAGCCGCGAUGCAGGUAUCUACACCUGCAUCGCCAGCAACCGAGCCGGGCAGAACUCCUUUAACCUGGAACUCAUUGUCGCAGCCAAAGAGAUGCACAAGGCCCCUUCGUUCGUUGAGAAGCUGCAGAACACAAGUGUGGCCGAGGGUCAUCCUGUGCGACUGGAGUGUCGUGUCACAGGGGUUCCCUACCCACAAAUCUUCUGGAAGAGAGAGAAUGAGUCAUUCACUCACAACACAGACAGAAUCAGCAUGCACCAGGACAACUGUGGCUACCUGUGUAUGAUCAUCCAGCCUGCUAUGAAAGAAGACGCUGGCUGGUACACUGUGUCAGCCAAGAAUGACGCCGGCAUCGUAUCCAGCACUGCACGUCUUGAUGUCCACGCUCAGUGGCAGCAGCCUAACCUCCCCAAGCCCAAGAAGGUCCGUCCCUCCACCAGCCGCUACGCCGCACUGACAGAGAGAGGGCUGGACGUGAAGGCGGCCUUCUUCCCGGACUCCAGCCCGCUGCAGCCCGGCGGCCUGGUGGAAAGUGACGACCUGUAGAGACCACAGGGAGGCACAAGGAUUGGGACGUUUCAUCAUCUACAAAACCCCCUGAAAGCUGCCCUUGUUCCCAGCAGUCCUGAGACAAAUAUAACCAUGUCCACCUCACCUGGGGGACAAAACUAAAGGGUCGGUGGGCAGAGCGAGCUGGUGCAGCCGUGGUUUUCAUAUGUUUUUAUAGUAUGACACAACUCAUUAUGUUACCGAAUUCAUCAAGUUGUUUCCCCAUGCUUCAUUUGAUCAACUGGACCUGGAAAAUGAUUGAAGUGGAAAGACUGUUCAUAAAUAUGCUCUCACGUUUCAUGAACUGUACGGUUGAAUUUUGAAAAGGGUUGUCUUUUUAAGUGCCUCAUGUUUGUAAAGAUAUAAAAAAAACAGGUUUUAAAAUGAAAUGAAACAUAGAAUUACUAUGCAUGUUCAAGUGGUGCCAUUUGAAAUACACAGACUAAUACUGUAUCUAUACGUAGCACUGCACCAACUUUGGGUAGGAGUGGGACAUGCCGGAGAAGACUUAAAAAGAGACUGAAUGACUCAAAGCAUGGUAGCUUUGACGAAGGAGAUCACAAACUUUUAUUAUGUGGGCUUGUGUAGCACAGUAUCAUACAGUCUCAGAUUAGAUUAGUUCACAGAUUUUGGAAAAGGCCGGGCCUUACAAAGUAUGUUUAGUGUUUUUUUUUAGCAAAAGGAAUGAGGGUUGUUUGUUUGUGGGUGCAGCAGAACUUAAGGAAGGGUGGAUCUAACAGAUACAGGAAGGGACAGCGACGGAAAAAAAGCAGGUUUAUGUGAUGGACAUCAGCUUUAUUGUGGUAAGUUAACACUCGAUAGAAGGAUGUGAGUGACUGCGGCAGAGGUGAAGAUGUGAUAUAGAAAAAUGAAAGAUAUGGAAAACUUUGGUGAUGGUGGGUCAUUAUUGUGAUUUUUUUUCCUUCUUCAAUGGUUUAUCUACAAGUGUGAAUUGAAAUGUUCUCACUCGAGAGGGUGCUGUGAAAAGUUUCAGUGUAUUCGUCACACACGUCACAGAUUGUCCAUUUUAUUUUUGUAUGAGAAAAAAAAAAACCCCUUGCUUUCCCAUCAAUCUUGACAUAAAUUAUAUCAGCAACCUUUCGUUCAUUGAUAAGACAAUCUUUUCUGUAUCAUGAAGUUUUAUAAAUAUAUUUACUGCCUUAAAUCACUUUUAGGCUUAAUGCAAACAAUUUCUUUGCAUGUUAUUUUUGGACACUUGUACAGUGCCAAACAACUUUUUCCAGGAUGUAUAAAAACACAGCUUUUUUUUUCCAGUAUUCAGCAGUAGAAAACACUCAGCAGGUGGAAAGUGAAAGGCAAGGUAUAUUUAUAUCUACUAUUUUCAUCACCUAUGUAAUACUAUACAAAGUGGACAUCUUUUUCUGCAUCUGUUCAGAGCUUGCAUCAGCUGACAGUUACUGUGUUUGCACAUUUCUAUGCCAAUCAAUGCCUGUAUAUGGAUUGUUCUCCUGAUAUUAUUUUAGGUUAUGAAAGUUAAUAAAAAUCAAACUCUUCA